AUGUUCUCCACAGGAAAAUCAGUCAGACACCGGCGUCAGAUGGUAAGUGACCAGGGAGACCGCGCUUCCAUCACUUUGCUCACAAACCACACUGUUGUGUCGUCAUCAGCAAUGGACCUGUUGAAUCUCAGCCUUUCCGACAACAUUACCGGCCUGCUCAUCCACUCCACCAGUUAUGACAGCAGCAGUUCAACCUCUGGAAUGCAGAUAUUUCAAAAUGAAUCUCUUGGAGCUGGAGGUACCUUCCUUGUAUCAUACUCGGCAUCGCUGAACACAACUGAUGCCAAGAACGGACUGAAAUAUGCUCUACCGGCUGUGUUAACCUUUCGGAAUACUUCAGGGAUAUCUGGAACAGCCUUCAGUAUUAUGGCUCCCUUCACCAUCACCGCAGAAGAAACAUCAAAUGUAUUGCCCAACCAUGGUCUGCACGGUGCUGGAUUCAUCAUCGCCUUUGUUUUGUCUUUUCUGCUGACAUGCGCUGUCUUACUCCUGCUGUACCGCAUGAAAAAAUUAAAGCCAAGACAUGCAGGAAAAUUGCAUCAAAUUAACAGGGAAUCAAAAAGUGAAUCACCGGCCAAAGCAGCUGAUGGCGUUGCCGAAGAUGUGUGCGUGACUGACCGCCUGAUUGACAUAAUCGUCUUUGAGGAACCAGAACAAAUGCUUCAAGCUUUANGCAGCUUGGAGAUAGCUAAUCUGACCCAGGCAGAUGCAUAUUUACAAGUGUGUCGGAUUCAGGUCUGCAAAGAUGUGACCGGAAUGCUGCUGAAAGAAAUGACAGGGGCUGGGACCCUCUACCCACUAGAGGAAAAGAAAAUAAGUUCUGUCAUGAGCGGUCACUGGAGCGACCUUGAGAAGAAAAUACAAGAGGAACAUCAUAGAAAGAUGGUAGCUUUGACAGCAGAAUGCAACUUGGACACCAGAAAACAGAUGGAGUCUCAGCACCGGCAGCAAAAGGAGGCCAGCGAAGAGGCAGAGGGAAUCAUGAAACAUGCCGAGGAAAAGCCUGUCACAGAAUACAGAUCUCUUCUCGACAAGCUCCAUAGCCUUGAACAGAAUGAAAUGAAGAGGAUGCUUUUGUUUAAGCAGGAAAAGGAAUUUGCAAAGGCCUACAGACAGCUGGCUGUUACUCACAGGACUGAGCUGCAUAAGAUCGUCUUUGAUCAAGUGCAGAACUCAGCAAAAGCCAAACCGGAAGUACGGAAAACUCUGAUGGAAAACUAUCUGAAAGUGCAGGAAGAGGCAGAAGACCUUAUUGAUUUUCUGCAAGCCACUAAAAAAUAUCAAAUGAACAAAAGACUCGCUGUUCGAAAGCACUUGUUAUACAACAUCCAGCUAGGAGGCAGUCGAUUGCGAUGCCAAUUAAAUUCCGCAGCAACACAAACGGCAAAUCUUAUUACCAGAACGGAAAGGGCUGGAUACAUAAGUGAGAGCCAGGCCGAGCUGCUCUUGGAGAAAGCACAGUCAGAAGUUUUAAAAGUCAAACAGAAGUUAGAAACCGUAUUAAAACAAGAAAAAAGAAAACUGCACCAGAAAUUUACCACUAAGAAGAACCGUCAGAUUCUACAGAAGCUGAAAGAUCAGAAGAAGGACCUGAGCAGUGUGCAGGAGGUAUGUAGGAACUCCAAGGAAUAUCUGGAAACCUGGAAAAAGCUGUACACUAAUCAUUGCCGGGAGCUUGAAGAGCUCUAUGAGAGGCACGACAAUGAUGCCACAGACGAAUUAAAAGAGAUUAAAUACAACCUGACUGAGAAGGCAAUUGAAGAUCUCAGACACAUCGAGAGUGCUGUAAUUAUCUCCGAUAUGUUGAAACUCAAUGUGCCCAGACUGCAUCUCCAGCAAGCACUAGACGAGCACAAGAGAGAGGCGGCACUCCUGGCUCAGCAGCGGGAGAAAGAGGAAAGCGACAAGGCCAGCGAGUCGAGAGCCUCCCUGGAGAACACCGUGCGGAAACUUGAUGAGGAAUUUAAACUCAGCGUCAAAGAGCAGAAGAACCUAAGAAACUGGGAACAGCUACUAUUCUCGAAGGUUCUCCUGUUACCUUUGUGUUUGUCUGAAGAAGAUGUACAUAGGAUACAGCAAGAGUUUCUCUGUGGCUUCUCCCAAAUGGACAAUACUCUAGCUCUUCCUAAAAUCCAGGGAAGGGUUCUGCUGCAGAAGUAUCAGAGUGACUGGAGGAGUAUAGAGAUGCAGAAGAUAGAGCACAGGCUACUGGAAACUGAACGACAGUCAGGUUCAAAGACAAUGAAGCAUCCUCAGGACAGAGCGGCGGAGAUCCUGAAGAAAUCUGCAGAGGAUAAAGUCUUGAUUUAUGAAGCACAAAUUACAGAUGACAAGAUUAAGCAGGUGCGUGGAGAGUUGCUGCUGCAGCGAGUACAUCAGCUGAAGGCUAGAGAGUAUAAGCUGGGGGAAUAUCUGACUUCUUUACAGUUCCAGAUUGUUAAUAGCAGUUCAAAGAGUUUUGCAGUACACUCAGCUCUUCUACAGCUGCAAUCUCUUCUAUUGGAAGAGGAGACCAAGUCCACAAUGCACAACACAUCAGAGUAUGAACAGCUUCUACUCGCACUUAAUCAGGAAAUCAGAGAGAUGGAGAAGAAUUUGGAGACAUUAAAAGAAAGAGAAACAACAGCCAGUAAAGUGCAAGGUGAAGAGCAGGCCCAUGUAACUGUUGAGGUAUCUUGUGAAGAUGAUGGUAUGCCGUUAUCAGCAACACUGAGAAAGGCACUUAACAGACGGAAAAACGUAACGAAUCUCUACCGUGACAGAAUGCAGAAAGAGGAAAUGGAGUAUGCACUGGUGGAAGAUCAAGAGGAAAGAGCUGAAGUAUAUGCAAUGCAAAGACUAUACAACCAGGGCAUCCGAUUGGCAGCUUAUCUGACUAAACGAUCCUUGGUACCAGAGGGCAUGCUGCAGCGAGUGCUUAGCCUAUUGCUUCCCACGAGCUCGGAGAGUGAAAUCUCUUCCCUGCUCCAUUCACUGGGCCAUAAAUAUUCAGACAGAGUUCCAGAAACUGGCAGCAUUGAGGAUGGAGCUGACAGCUGCAGGAAGAGAAAAUAUCAGGAUCUGUGGGUGGCUAUGGAGAAACAGAUCAGGGAAAGUCUGGCCAUCGUAGAUGAGGAAAAAAACACAUUUCCCACAAGAAAGAAGAGAAGCAUCCUGAAGAAGAAGAAGUUGAGACCAGUGAAGAGAGUCUCAUUCUCACACACGGGAAGUUUCACCAAAUUGCUUCAGUCCAGCACUGGAUCUGUGUACUUUGGAAGUGCGGAAGCCUUAGAUAUUUCGGACACUGCAGAAAACCUGUAUAUAUUUAGAGUUCCCAGUGAGUCUCCUAGCCCUCAAAGCAAACCCAAGAAGAAGAGGAGCUUUCUCAACUCCAAGAAGUCAUCUGCUGUUUUAUCCUAGGAAGGCCCCAUGGGUCCAAGUUUGAAAUUGUG
Messenger RNA from Nanorana parkeri, 3431 nucleotides. It is a transcript of the gene EVC2, whose product is annotated as EvC ciliary complex subunit 2. The transcript is spliced from 21 exons. The coding region runs from base 1 to 3399 and encodes 1132 amino acids. The record is from RefSeq and is a predicted model, not a curated record. Gene Ontology annotation, cellular component: ciliary membrane; plasma membrane protein complex. Lineage: Eukaryota; Metazoa; Chordata; Amphibia; Anura; Dicroglossidae. Gene Ontology annotation, biological process: smoothened signaling pathway.